AUGUUUCUCACCAUAGAGCUGCCGAUGAUGACAGCUGGUGACACAGCCGGGGAGCUCUUCCUCUGUGUGGGUGAGGGCUGCACUGACAACAACACCAACCCCCUCCACCACACCCACAUCGCCCUGGCCUUCUUGACCACAUUACUCUUUGCCACACACCUACCAGAGUGCCUGGCCCCCGGCAGCUUCGACUACAUAGGUCACAGCCACCAACUGUUCCACGUGUUCGGCAUAAUUGGCACUCAUUUCCAGAUGGAGGACAUGGAGCAGGACAUGGUGAUGCGACGCCCGUGGCUCCUCACGUACUCUCUGCCCAUCACCUUCACCAACACACUGGGGGCGGCACUGCUGAGUGUAACCCUCAGCCUUGGCAUCAUCUUCCUCUUUAGUCUGCCUCUGCUCUGGUCAGCCACCCGGGGAGAACACACUGAGAAGAAGACAUAGUCACAUCCAAUAGCCAAGGGCUGCCAGUACCACUAGCACUAGCCAUUAGCCACAUGCUAAUGACAAUGUAUACAGGAUGUAGUAACUGGAUGGUUCAGUUGGUGGAGCAUGGUGCCUGUAAUGCCAGGAUUGUAGAUUUGAUUCACAGGGCCACCCACACGUAAAAUGUAUACAAGCAUGAAUGUAAGUCACUUUGGAUAAGAGCAUCUGCUAAAUGGCAUAUAUUUGUAUUAU
Salmo salar (Atlantic salmon) is the source of this 678-nucleotide messenger RNA. The record is from RefSeq and is a predicted model, not a curated record. NCBI's taxonomy places the organism in Eukaryota, Metazoa, Chordata, Actinopteri, Salmoniformes, Salmonidae.